AUGACAGUUUCUGAAGACGGAUACAUCGAGAGAGACAUUCCAAAGAUUAGCCUGAAGGAUAGUAAGAAUCGUAGGGAGGAGAUAAAAUCACAAUUGUUUGAUGCUGCCAAAACUGCAGGCUUCUUCACCCUUUACGAACAGGACUGUCCUUCGAAAGAUGAUAUCGAAGAAAUGUUCUUGCUUUCCCAAAAGUUCUUUGGACUUCCACUGGAUAAGAAAACGAAGACCCCUCAUAUCAAGCUUCUGAACUCAGGAUUUGAAUCUUGCUCGCAAAUUAGACCUUCAACCGGAACUGCAGAUCAAAAAGAAUCCUUGCAACUUCAGUAUCACCGGAUCAACCAAAAUUGGCCAGAGGAAGAAGAUGUUGGGAGUGAGUGGAGAGUGAAAACUCAAGAGUUCAUGGAAAAAUGUCAGAAGAUUAGUAACUUUGUUAUGGAGUUGUUUGCAGAAGCACUUGGAUACCCAAGCGAUUUUUUUACGAGGGCUCACGAUAUCACAAAGCCAACCGCUCAGACAACACUCAGACUUCUUCACUAUUUUGACACGACAGGAAAAACCUUCACCGGUAACCAUUGGAGAGCAGGCCCACACACUGAUUUCGACUGCUUGACACUGCUUUUUCAAAAGUCUGGAAGCCAUGGGUUAGAAGUCUGCCCUGGAAGAGAGACUCAUACUGAUUUCGGAUAUUCAGACAAAUGGACCCCUGUUCCAGCAUUCACUGGAGAGAUUGUGAUCAAUAUUGGAGAUAUGCUAAUGUCAUGGUCCGAUGAUAUCUUGAAAUCAAAUUUCCACAGAGUCAGAUUGCCAUUGCCCGGAGAAGAUCAGUCUGACAGAUAUACCAUCGCUUUUUUCAACCAAGCAAACACUGAUGUGGUUAUUCAAGGUCCGCUCAAAAAGUACCCUGCUGUCACUGGAAAGGAGUUCAUCGAGGAGGCAAUGAGAAAAAACUUUGAGCGGUUGCAGAUGGUUUCAAGCUAA
Messenger RNA from Ogataea philodendri, 978 nucleotides. RefSeq lists its product as uncharacterized. The coding region runs from base 1 to 978 and encodes 325 amino acids. The record is from RefSeq and is a predicted model, not a curated record. Lineage: Eukaryota; Fungi; Ascomycota; Pichiomycetes; Pichiales; Pichiaceae. The transcript has a single exon. Gene Ontology annotation, molecular function: dioxygenase activity.